Molecule: messenger RNA, 887 nt
Organism: Ruditapes philippinarum (Manila clam)
Lineage: Eukaryota; Metazoa; Mollusca; Bivalvia; Venerida; Veneridae
Exons: 3
Coding region: 21-887 (288 amino acids)
Source: RefSeq, a predicted model, not a curated record
AUGAAGAUGUAAAACGAUGCAUGUCAAAAUUUGAACAAUUUCUGUGUAGAAACCAUAGUAGAAUAGAAACACGAGGGAAGAAGGGUAGGAAAGUUGCCAUUCUGCUUACUAAGACCAUGAAAGCCAACAUUGACCAGUUGAUUUCUCUAAAGAAUGAAGAAACAGAAUACCUCUUUCAACUACCAGGAGCUAAGUUUCCAUUACGUGGGGCAGAUGUUCUCAGAAGAUUUACCUCAGAAGCUGCUUUAAAACAUCCAAAGUCAGUUACAUCCACUUCUUUGAGAAAACAACUUGCCACCAUGUCACAAGUUUUGAACUUAGACAACAACGAUCAGGACAUUCUAGCCAGGUUCACGGGUCAUGAUCUAAAUGUUCAUAGGGAUUUUGAUAGACUUCCUCAAAGCACCUUGGAAGUUGCUAAGGUAUCCAAAGUUCUUCAUGCGCUCAAUAUUGGGUCACUGGAUUCUAUUAAAGGAAAGAAUUUUGAUGAUAUUGAUGCUGAAGGAGAUCUGGAGUAUGAACCAGCAAGUGAUGAAGACGAUGACAAUAUUGUGGAGCCUACUGAUGGUGUGGUGGAGAAUGAUAACAGUGACAGGGAAGACGUUUUUUCAGAAUACUCUGAUGAUUCGGAGGCUGAUGCUUCAUGCAAGAAACCUAUAGGAAAGAGGAGAAAAAUAUCACAGAAAACACCUUGGUCCAAAGAGGAGCAGGACAUUGUUUUUAGUGAAUUUAAGAAGUGUUUCACACUAAAUGUUCUCCCAAAGAAGCUGGAAUGUGAGCAGCUAAUAAAAAAGCACCCAGUUCUUACAAGAAGGACUUGGACUAUGGUCAAAGGAUUUGUACGAACAAGGCAACUUGCUAUGAAGAGACAAAAAUCAUGCAAUUGA